AUGCCAGAGUCAGCUCAAGACACCCUGGGGGCCCCCAGUGUACGUACACCCCGGGAGGGGGGCCCCCUGCCAAGUCCCAGGCAAGAAAGUUCUCCCGAAAGUCCCCACGAAGUAUCGGAAGAGGGGCCCCUGGGGGCCCCCGAGGGGCCCCCGGGGGCCCCCCUGGGGGCCCCCCUGGAGGGCCCCCCGGGGGCCCCCCUGGGGGCCCCCCUGGGGGCCCCCGAGGGGCCCCCUGGGGCCCCCGAGGGGCCCCUCGGGUCCCCCAAGCCGCAGGCUGCCAGCGGAGGAAAGGCCCCUGCUGCAGCAGCAGAAGCUGCGGCUACUCAAGCAGCUGCUGCGCGGACUGCGUCCAGCAGCUCCGAGCGACAAGUAAAGCGCCACCGGUCUUCGUUGAAGCACAGCAGCAGCAGCAGCAGCAGCAGCAGCAGCAGCAGCAGCAGCAGCAGCCAGCCGCACCGCGCAGUGACCUUCACUGAAGAAGUUUUUGUUGCUGAAGUCCCAAUAGAGAAAAACUCCCACGUGGCCAUUCCCCUCACUGAGGGAGACAUAGAGCCGCAGCAGCAGCAGCAGCAGCAGCAGCAGCAGCAGCAGCAGCGGCAGCAGCGGCAGCAGCUGGGCUCCCCCAGGGGCCUCACGAGAAGCCCCUCAGACGGUGAGCAGCAGGCCUAG
Molecule: messenger RNA, 669 nt
Organism: Eimeria necatrix
Lineage: Eukaryota; Apicomplexa; Conoidasida; Eucoccidiorida; Eimeriidae
Exons: 2
Coding region: 1-669 (222 amino acids)
Source: RefSeq, a predicted model, not a curated record